AUGUCGGCCUUCCCUCUCUUCGAUCCUCUGGGUUUGCGAGUGCAAAUCCGAGCCCACCCGCUUGCCACUUCUCGGGUCCCUAAACCAGUGCCCAGGAUCAGAACCCAAAUGACCAAAGUUGUCCAGGCUGAGCUGCGCCGGGCUAAGCGCAAGGGAGGCAGGGCGCACCGAAGCGUACGCUGCCUCUGGGACAGCUGCGCUCUGGACAGCAUCUCCGUGCGCUCGCCGCUGCGCACCAAACCGUGCGGUCUGGCGGGGAUUCUCCGGUCGCGUCCUCAGUCUUGCGCUGGACUUAAGAAUGGGGCUCCUGAUGCCUUACUAUUUGUUCUGUCAGCUUUUUUCAGGAAGAUCUUCAUCUUGCAACUGGUAGGGCUGGUGCUAACCUACGACUUCACUAACUGUGACUUUGAGAAGAUUAAACAGAAAUAUCAGAAAACUAUUUAUGAUGACCUGAAGGAAUACAUGAAUGGGUCCAAAAGCACCCAGUUCAACAGCACCAUCUCCUGUAACAACCAGCCAGAUUGCCUCACUAAAAUCCAGCGCAUAACCUUCAGUCCCACCCACGGCUGCACGUCCCUCGCCAAGGAAGAGUUUGCGCUGAGAACUAACGCUACCUUCGCUCUCCAGUGCCCAGGCUAUUCGAGAAUUCAGAUAAAUAAUGCCCAGGCAGUGGAGAAAAGAAAGAAAAGAGAAGUCACAACAAAUAAAUGCCUGGAACAAGUCUCACAAUUACUAGGAUUGUGGGGUCGUUUUUGUCGAUCUUUUCGGAAACAAAAUAAACAGUCUUUAUUACAGCCAUAUCUCUCAGCAUGA
Propithecus coquereli (Coquerel's sifaka) is the source of this 813-nucleotide messenger RNA. It is a transcript of the gene TSLP, whose product is annotated as thymic stromal lymphopoietin. The coding region runs from base 1 to 813 and encodes 270 amino acids. Gene Ontology annotation, molecular function: cytokine activity. Lineage: Eukaryota; Metazoa; Chordata; Mammalia; Primates; Indriidae. The record is from RefSeq and is a predicted model, not a curated record. The transcript has 6 exons.